Aedes aegypti (yellow fever mosquito) is the source of this 1645-nucleotide messenger RNA. RefSeq names its product probable hydroxyacid-oxoacid transhydrogenase, mitochondrial (gene T3dh). Gene Ontology annotation, molecular function: alcohol dehydrogenase (NAD+) activity; metal ion binding. Gene Ontology annotation, cellular component: mitochondrion. The coding region runs from base 82 to 1470 and encodes 462 amino acids. Lineage: Eukaryota; Metazoa; Arthropoda; Insecta; Diptera; Culicidae. The transcript is spliced from 5 exons. The record is from RefSeq and is a predicted model, not a curated record.
GCUGAGUCGAAUAAGAUAGGCCAACUGAUUGAUGUUGCUGAGAUUUUAGCUGCUUCAGUUUUCCAAACGAUAGCAUUUAAAAUGAUGUCUAAAGCCAGAAUAUCAUCUCUGAUGAAAGUGAUUUCUAGUGGAUCAUGUAGCUGUCCGGCUCAUUCGCGGUCAUCCACUGGAGGCUUGAAUGUAUCUUCAGAAAAUGAAUACGCUUUCGAAAUGUCUUCUUCAACUAUACGCUACGGGCCGGGUGUUAGUAAAGAACUGGGACAUGAUCUGCAAAAUCUCAAUGCAAAGAAUGUAUGCAUUGUUACGGACCGUAAUGUGGCAAAACUCAAUUCGGUCAAGGUAGCGUUUGAUUCACUGACGCGUUGUGGAAUCCAGUACCAGGUUUACGACGAAACACGCGUUGAGCCAACUGAUCAAAGCUUACUUCAUGCUGCCGAAUAUGCUCGCCAAAAUAAGUUCGAUUCGUUUGUUGCUAUUGGAGGUGGGUCCGUUAUCGAUACCUGCAAGGUGGCCAAUCUAUUCAGUGCCGAUCGCGAAGCAGAAUUUCUAGAUUACGUCAACGCUCCCAUAGGCAAAGCAAAAGAGGUUAAUGUAAAACUGAAACCUCUAAUAGCCGUUCCGACUACGGCCGGGACUGGUUCCGAAACAACGGGAGUGGCGAUUUUUGAUUACAAACCACUACACGCAAAAACAGGUAUUUCCAGUAAAUAUUUGAGACCUCAAUUGGGACUAAUUGAUCCACUGCACACUCUAAGUCAACCUGAGAAGGUCGCUGCCUAUUGUGGGUUCGAUGUAUUUUGUCAUGCUUUGGAGAGUUUCACCGCAAUUCCUUACACCGAACGUGGAUCGGCCCCCAUGAAUCCAAAUCUUCGUCCACCGUAUCAAGGAAGUAAUCCUAUUUCCGACGUGUGGGCUCGUUUUGCAUUGAAGAUUAUAUGUGAAAAUUUUAUAUCGGCUGUGUUCAACCAAGACGACCUUAAGGCUCGUUCCAACAUGCAUUUAGCAUCAACGAUGGCUGGAGUAGGAUUUGGCAAUGCCGGAGUCCAUCUUUGCCAUGGGUUGUCGUAUCCAAUUUCAGGACAUGUGAAAAAGUUCGUUCCUGAUGGAUAUAGUGGCGACCAUCCGAUUAUACCACAUGGGCUAUCGGUAGUGAUGACAGCUCCAGCAGUUUUUAAAUUUACUGCUGCCUCUUGUCCGGAACGACAUCUGGAAGCUGCCGAAUUGCUAGGAGCAAAUGUUUCGAAGGCAAAUCGUAAUGAUGCAGGUUCAAUACUCUCGGACGUGGUUCGACAAUACAUGUACAAGCUGAAGAUUGAAAAUGGACUGGAUUCCCUAGGUUUUACACGCGACGACAUCCAAAGUCUAGUGAAAGGAACUCUACCGCAAGAACGCAUCACGAAGCUAGCGCCACGUGCACAGACGGAGGAAGACCUUGCGAGUCUGUUCGAAAAUUCGAUGACUGUUUACUAAAAUCGCAUGACGAUUAACCUUUAAUCCACAAAUAACCAUGCGUCUCCUUCAGUUAGCACAGCACGAAUCAAAUUACAGCCAUGAUGGAUGUACACUGAUCACAAUAAACGAGGCAUUAAUUGCCUCCUGUCAAAACUUCUAAUUUAGAUGAUAUUAGGUAAACAUAAAAUCUGUA